ACUGACGAGAUCUCUUCUUCUUCUCUCCUUAUCCAGCACCACGCUCUUCUGCUGAAUCGGCCAUUGGCGCUCCUUCUCCUUCUCCUCAUCGUCCUCCGUUCUCGGAUUUACGACUCUUCUGGCACUACCUCCCCGCAUCAUGUCUUCGAAAUCACCACUGCCAACGGUCAACACCCCCGCGGAGCCUGCGAAAGCUGCUUUGCACCCGGCCAUUUACAUCGCAACGUGGAUUGCGCUCAGUUCUGGGGUCAUCAUCUUUAACAAGUGGAUUCUUCACACUGCUGGAUUCAGUUUUCCUUUGUUCUUGACAACAUGGCAUCUGGUUUUUGCUACCAUCAUGACCCGCCUGAUGGCGCGGUUCACAACAUUGCUCGAUUCCCGUCAUAACGUGCCAAUGACCUCGCGCGUCUACAUGCGCGCUAUCGUCCCGAUCGGUGCUUUCUUCUCUCUGAGUCUGAUCUGCGGUAACUUGGCAUACCUGUAUCUCAGUGUUUCCUUCAUUCAGAUGCUCAAGGCCACCAACUCCGUUGCGACUCUCCUCGCGACCUGGGCGAUGGGAAUUGCGCCCGUCCGCCUGAGCUUGCUCGGCAACAUCUCCUUCAUUGUGGUCGGUGUUAUUAUCGCUUCGAUCGGCGAGAUCAAGUUCACCAUGAUCGGUUUUAUCUGCCAAUUCUUCGCCACCAUCUUCGAGUCCGUUCGCCUAGUCAUGGUUCAGCGACUCCUCAGCUCCUCCGAGUUCAAGAUGGAUCCCUUGGUUUCUCUCUACUAUUUUGCGCCCGCUUGCGCCGUUAUGAACGCGAUCAUCACCGCCGUGGUGGAACUACCAACCAUGCAUAUGUCGGAUAUCUACAACCUUGGAGUUGGCACUCUUGUCUUGAACGCUGCUGUUGCUUUCGGACUCAACGUUGCUGUUGUCUUCCUGAUCGGCAAAACCUCUGCUCUCGUGCUUACCCUAUCCGGUGUGCUCAAGGAUAUCCUCCUCGUGGUCGCAUCGAUGGUCAUCUUCCGCGACCCUGUCACGCCUCUUCAAUUCUUUGGCUAUGCGAUCGCUCUGGGUGGUCUCAUCUACUACAAGCUCGGAAAGGACGGAGUUACCGCGCUGCUGGCCCAGAUCCGCUACAACGUCGUCGGAGGCGCCCGCCCAUAGGCCAGUUGGGAAUGUAGUUCUGGUCACGACGGUGCCAACAGUGUUGAAAUACGUAGGUGUGCACCGUCGGGGGCAUGUACGAUGCGGGGAAGGUAGGAGGACCAUGACCCACAAGAUUUCAUCAUAAUAUAGAUAUAAUUCGUGUAUAGACGUGCAGACGGG
Messenger RNA from Aspergillus homomorphus CBS 101889, 1309 nucleotides. Its product is annotated as TPT-domain-containing protein. The record is from RefSeq and is a predicted model, not a curated record. NCBI's taxonomy places the organism in Eukaryota, Fungi, Ascomycota, Eurotiomycetes, Eurotiales, Aspergillaceae. Gene Ontology annotation, cellular component: endosome; Golgi apparatus; trans-Golgi network. The transcript is spliced from 8 exons. The coding region runs from base 140 to 1147 and encodes 335 amino acids. Gene Ontology annotation, molecular function: antiporter activity.